AUGACACAGGGCAAGCUGUCACUUGCAAGCAAGGCCACCAACGGCUCCUCCAGUGUAGAAGCUUUAGUGUCACCAACUCCUCCCAGCUAUGAGGAAGCCACUGCAGGCACCAGUGCUCCUUUCUACAAUGAUGUUGAGAUGCUCACAGAGUGCAACUGGGAUGAUCGCAACAUCAGGAGGGUGUUCAUCCGUAAGGUGUACGCCAUCUUGAUGAUCCAGCUUUUGGUGACUCUUGCGAUUGUUGCUAUUUUCACAUUCUGUGAUCCAGUGAAAGAAUACAUUCAAACCAACCCUGGCUGGUACUGGGCCUCUUAUGCUGUGUUCUUUGUCACAUAUCUGACACUUUCUUGCUGCUCGGCACCACGGAGACAGUUUCCAUGGAAUCUGAUUCUGCUUGGCAUCUUUACCCUCUCGCUGUCCUACAUGACAGGGAUGUUGUCCAGCUUCUAUAACACCAAGUCAGUGGUGAUGUGUCUGGGCAUCACAGCAGCAGUCUGUCUCCUGGUCACAGUCUUCAGCUUCCAAACUAAGUUUGAUGUGACAUCUUACCAAGGCGUGCUCUUCGUCUUCUGCAUGGUCAUGUUCAUGUCUGGACUGGUGCUGGCACUCGUCCUUCCCUUUCAAUAUGUACCCUGGUUGGAUGCCACCUACGCUGUCCUAGGAGCCAUACUGUUUACAAUGUUUUUGGCAUUUGACACCCAGCUCCUCAUGGGGAACAAGCGUUACACCAUGAGUCCAGAAGAGUACGUCUAUGCCUCUCUCAACAUCUACCUAGAUAUCAUCUACAUCUUCUCCUUCUUCCUCCAAAUCUUUGGAACAAAACAAGAGUAAAGCCCACCUUUCUUACCUGUAAAGGAUGGGAAUCUAGGCAGACAUGAUUUUAAUGACAAUGCUUCCAAUUUUAACAGCUUUAUUUUUUGCCUGAUACUGAUGAGGCCACAGAUUCUUUGUGAAUCUCUUGUCCGGCUAUACAUGUACAUAGAUGAAUGUCAGUGUUCACACCCAAAAUGUCUACUACCUUUCCCUCCUCUCUAGCAUGUUGUGAACCCACACCUCAUUAUAAGGUUAGCUUACUAGCUUUACCAGCAAGAAUCAAUCGGUGAUCUUACUCCAUUUAACGUAGAUAAAACAAACUGUGAGAGUUCAUCUGAAGUUGAUUGGGUGUCUUUAUGUCCAUUCCUGCCUAGAUAUCACACAUGUCCUGCAAAAAAUAGAUUUCAAUGCUCUUUGAGAGGUAUGUGAUCUAUAAUACAUUAUGCAUGACUCUAAAAAAGCUCUAACUAUGCGAAUUGUAGUCAUCACAUCAUUGGGCUAUUUUUUGUAGAUGGUGAUUUAAUGACUGAAAGCACAAAUGUGAUUAUAAAAAAAAAAAAAAAAAAUGUGUUUUCAAGCAUAUCCAAUGUUGUCUCAAUACUGUGAAUUAAAAGAAACCCCAUGCUGUUUUGGGGGGAUAGGUGACAUGUUGUUUUUUUUAGCUUUUGAAUGACAAUUUAGAAAUAUUAUUCAUUGAAUUUGGGAUAUUGUUACUCAUCUCUACCUUGAUUUGCUAUAUUGUCUAUGUGUUGGUUUUACUCCAUUUAACUCGGAGGCUGUCAUUCAAUGCACUCCCAGUGUUGUUUUCUAAAUAUGUGUGUUUGAAACCUGAAAUGAUGUGAAUGAACAAUGUGAGAACCAUUUUUUUUUUUCAUGAAAGACAUUUAGUUUGGGCAAAGAUUGAUUGUUCGCAUUAUAGUUUUCAGUCUUGAUAUUAUUUAAACUUAAACUUAUUUGUUCUGAAGUGGUUUCACAUGAUAAUCAAAUAUAAAGAUGACAGUGCCAUACAUUCAUGAAUUUACUGUAACUUUUGAUAAGGCCUACUUUUGUGGAAGGGCUUGAAAGCAUGACAUUUGAAGUUUAUUUUUUUAUGACAGAAUGAUAUAUUUCAGAAAGUCUGUGAUAUAAAAUGGUGAGUUUGAAGCUUGUUAUGAAUUCAUAAGUUGUCUAAAGUGGCCUUGGACUACCUUUGUGUGAUGAUAUUGAUGCAGUAUAUUGUUUUUAGAGAA
Anoplopoma fimbria (sablefish) is the source of this 2042-nucleotide messenger RNA. RefSeq names its product protein lifeguard 2-like. Bases 1 to 831 code for a protein of 276 amino acids. Gene Ontology annotation, cellular component: membrane; Golgi apparatus; endoplasmic reticulum. Lineage: Eukaryota; Metazoa; Chordata; Actinopteri; Perciformes; Anoplopomatidae. Gene Ontology annotation, biological process: negative regulation of apoptotic signaling pathway. The transcript is spliced from 12 exons. The record is from RefSeq and is a predicted model, not a curated record.